This is a messenger RNA of Caenorhabditis elegans, 930 nucleotides long. RefSeq names its product Seven TM Receptor (gene R10E8.5). Lineage: Eukaryota; Metazoa; Nematoda; Chromadorea; Rhabditida; Rhabditidae. Gene Ontology annotation, biological process: detection of chemical stimulus involved in sensory perception of smell. The record is from RefSeq and is marked reviewed. Bases 1 to 930 code for a protein of 309 amino acids. The transcript has 5 exons.
AUGCCGGCUUCAGAACUUACAUUCCAACACAUAUGUGCUCUUACAUCAGUAUUCACAAAUUUUCUAUUAAUGCUCCUAAUUCUCACCAAGUCGCCGUCACAAUUGGGAACCUAUAAGUGGCUCAUGUUGUACACAUGUCUAUUUGAGCUGGCUUAUUCCUCGCUGGACAUUUUCGUAGAGCCGACAAUCCGAUCAUUUCAAUCGGUUAGCUACGUUCUUCAACGUUUGAGAAGAUCAUUGUUUGGCCACGACGCUACAUUCUUUUUUCUGAGUUAUGGAUUUUGCAGAUUCUUCAAGCAAAACUACAUAAGAGGUGCAAAACAAAGUCUUCUUUUUGUUGCCCCAGUCGUUACUGGGGUCGCUUGGGGACUUUUGAGCUGGCUAACUUUGAACGAAACUCCUUCGAAAUCGGAGUUUUUAAAAACACACUUCCAACAACUAUACAACAUGAAAAUCGAGGAAUGUGCUUAUGUAGCUUUUCAUUUUUGGCCUGUAGAUGCUCACGGGGUGACUCAUCCAGACGCUAUUUCAUUUCUUUGUGUAGCUGUGAUGUUUCUAAUACUGGGAUCCUCGUUUGCCAGUGUGAUCUACUUCGGGAUCAAAUGCUAUCAAUACAUAUCGAUCCAACUUGGAAAUGUAUCCUCACAGUCACAGGCUACCAAGACUCUUCAAGUUCAACUUUUCUACUCUUUAAUCUUUCAAACCGCAAUUCCAUGUAUUUUCAUGUACUUACCAACUAGCGCCAUGUUCAUUAUUCCGAUGCUUGAUCUUGGCUACGAUAUUCGAUUUCCGCUUCUUUCCAUGACUAUUGCAAUCUACCCUGCAAUCGAUCCACUUCCAACAAUUUUUAUAAUUAAGAGCUACAGAAGGGGAUUGACAGAUGUGUUUCGGUGCCGGAAGAGAAAUCAUGUUGCAGCUAGUAAUUCUUAA